Molecule: messenger RNA, 1032 nt
Organism: Dichotomopilus funicola
Lineage: Eukaryota; Fungi; Ascomycota; Sordariomycetes; Sordariales; Chaetomiaceae
Exons: 3
Coding region: 1-1032 (343 amino acids)
Source: RefSeq, a predicted model, not a curated record
AUGACAUUUCAGCUCUCGGGCAGUGCUAACAAACCUAUUAUUUUCCUCUACCAUUCUCUUGGUGGUAUCGUCGUAAAACGUGCCCUCUACUACGCUCAAACGAGAACCGGCUAUACCGACCACGCCAUCUUCACCUAUACCUAUAACAUCCUCUUCUUCGGCACACCCCAUAAUGGCAUAUCCAAAGCAACCUGGCUCGUAUAUCUCAAACGCGCCGGUGCCGCCGCUACAUUAGGAACGGCCAGUCGCCGGUCAGAUCUUGUCGCAGCCCUCGAGCACGAGUCGGAGACGCUGCAGAACGUUACGGAUUUUUUCGUCCCGCUGGCGUCGCGGUUUUGGAUCUUUUAUUUCUGGGAGACGAGGAAGACUUAUUUGGGGUGGACACCGCUCUUCACCCUCACCCUAGGCAAAGCAGUCUUCAUAGUCCCGCACACAAGUGCCGUACCGCCGCAUGACAAUGACGCCGAGCGAGCGGGUAUUGUGGCAGAUCAUCGGGGUAUGGUCCGUUUCGAGACGCCGGAUGAUCAGGGGUUUCAGUUGGUGGUGGAUGCGCUGGGGAGGUAUUGUUUUGAUGCUGUGAAGGACGGUGCUGUGGGGGUGGGCAUGGGCAUGGGCAUGGGCAUGGACGAUGCUGCUGCGGAGAGGAAAGGAGAAAGGGUUGAUGAGGGGAUUAAUGGGGAGGUAGUUAAAGGGGAGGUAGUUGAAGGGAGGGAGACCAGAGGGGUGGUUGAAGAGGUAGAAACUAAGGAUGGGGGAGUUGGGGUUGGUAGUGGUGAUAAUGACGGUAAUCCAGGGGAUAAAAAGGGUCAGAAUGGUCAAAAUCACGACGAAAUCGGGAGAGGUAACGAGAACGUUAACAAAAAUGGUUGGAAUGAUAGUAAAAUAAAUGCGGUAGUAACCGUGGAUGGCUCGCCGUCGGGGAAAGCAGACGACGAGGAAUUGGAAGAGUGGUCUGGGCGGACGGAAACUUUUGUCUCGGUUGAUUCAACGGAGAGGAGGAGGGUGGGGAGUAGUUGGUGGGGGUUGAACUAG